AUGAAUAUUAGAAAUAAAGUUAUCGCUGCUUAUCUUUUACGUCGUCGUCAUCUCAUGCGAAAUAGAAAAAGUGUAAAGCGAGCUCAUUGGGUGCAUCCGAUCAAUCAGUUGAGAGAAAGUGAGAAACAAUUUAACAAACUAUUUUUGAGGCUUCGAGAGGACGAAAACAAAUUUUUCAAUUUCUUUCGAAUGUCAAAGUCAUCUUUCGAUGAAUUGCAUGACGGACUGAAGGACGUCAUUAAAUCUGAAGAGACUACAUUUAGAAAUAGCAUUCCAACAGUGGAAAUGCUCGGUAUUACAUUGAGGUAUCUUGCAAGUGGGUAUACAUUUCUUGACCUGCACUACAACUUUAAAAUUGGUGCCUCAACAGCAAGGAAAAUAGUCAAGAAAGUCUGCUCAGCCAUUUGGCUAAUCAUGAAGGAUGAAUGCAUUCCAGAAGUAACAAAGGAAAGAUGGGGAAAAAUAAGUGAUGAUUUUGAAAAAGAUGCAAAUUUUCCUUAUUGCCUUGGAGCUGUGGAUGGGAAACACAUUCGUUUGCAAGGAAAUCUCUGGAAAGCAAUUGAAUCUAAUUUAAUUGAAUUGACAGAAGAUAAAUGUUUGCCUGGUACUUCAGAUCAAAAAAUUCCCCACUUUUUAGUUGGAGAUGAAGCAUUCGGCCUACAUAAACAUUUAAUGAGGCCAUAUGGGGGAUCACAUUUAACACGCAUGAAAAUAAUAUUUAAUUAUAGGUUAUGUAGAGCUCGACGUUUUGUUGAAUGCGCUUUUGGCAUUUUAACUAAUAAGUGGAGAAUUUUCCAUCGUCCUCUUAACGUCCAUCCUAAUUUUGCAAAUAUCCUUAUCAAAGCUUGUGUUGUUCUGCACAACUUUAUCCGUGAUAAGGGCGGUUUUGUUCCCGAACACACAACAACGUUAAUUGGACUCGAAGAUUUGCAACCAGAUCAAUCCGUACAAGCUGGUAUUUCAGCAAAUUCUGUGAGAGACGUAUUAGGAAACUAUUUUCUAACAGACGUAGGAUCUGUGCCUUGGCAAAUGAGCAAAAUAUACUUUGAAAUUCCUACACUGAGAGAAAUGGUUGGUUAA
Messenger RNA from Leptopilina boulardi, 1080 nucleotides. RefSeq lists its product as uncharacterized. The transcript is spliced from 3 exons. The coding region runs from base 1 to 1080 and encodes 359 amino acids. Lineage: Eukaryota; Metazoa; Arthropoda; Insecta; Hymenoptera; Figitidae. The record is from RefSeq and is a predicted model, not a curated record.